AUGUCAGCGGACUCGAUAGCCCGUUGGAACGCUAUCCCUCUCACCCACCCGGAGCAACGUCCCCAGCCAUCAUUGAAGAGAUCAAGAGAUAGCGGAGAAGAGGACGAUGAAAGCGACGACAAUAUCUCUCUCGUCUCUCGCACUCCGUCCCCGCCUCCAGACAAAAUGGACGUGGACAAGUACGACGAGUUUUACCAGACCAGGCCGGAGCCAGAGGUCAUCACAGUAGAGACCAAGAUCAAGAAUACUAAUGUUGGCUUCUCCAUGCUGGCAAAGAUGGGAUGGGUCGAAGGAUCCCCUCUUGGUCUUUCUGGCGAUGGUCGUGUCGAGCCGAUUCCCUUCUAUGUCAAAAACGACCUGACAGGUCUGGGAAAGGCCAGUCAGGACGUCCGCAUGAUUGAAUCAACUGUGUCUCAACGACGGGAGCUAGACUCCGAGCGUCAGACGAAGGAGACGGAAGAGCAGAAGAGACAGCGCGAGGAUGCGGUCGCCAAACGACAAGCCGUGCAGACCGAAAUAUUCAGUGUGCUCCGCCCGUUCUACUGCGAGGUAUGCGAGAAGCAGUUCCAGAACGUCGCGCAAUACGACGAGCACACCAACUCGUACGCCCACCACCACAAGAUCCGCUUCCGCGACAUGCAGGCCGCCCAGCGCGCGAGCCGCAACACCGAGGAGGAGGUCAACAAGCGCAAGGAGAAGGAGCGCAAACGCGAAGAGAAAGAGCUCCGCAAGAUCGCCAAGGCCGCUGGUGUCAAGAUGGUCAAGCCCCCCGUCGCACUCGCCGCGGAGCCCGCAGCAGUCGCCACCGAUGCUGGCGGCGGCGGAGGAUUCAAGAGUGGAUGGGCGACAGUGUCCACUUCUGCUUCUGUUGACCCUCCGAAGCGGGGAGGCUGGAUCCCUGCGGGCGAAGCGCAGCCAGUA
Messenger RNA from Epithele typhae, 921 nucleotides. RefSeq lists its product as uncharacterized. The transcript is spliced from 5 exons. The record is from RefSeq and is a predicted model, not a curated record. The annotation marks the transcript as partial. Gene Ontology annotation, molecular function: nucleic acid binding. NCBI's taxonomy places the organism in Eukaryota, Fungi, Basidiomycota, Agaricomycetes, Polyporales, Epitheliaceae.